Messenger RNA from Patiria miniata (bat star), 3417 nucleotides. RefSeq names its product synaptotagmin-7-like. The record is from RefSeq and is a predicted model, not a curated record. Gene Ontology annotation, biological process: regulation of calcium ion-dependent exocytosis; regulation of dopamine secretion; cellular response to calcium ion. Gene Ontology annotation, cellular component: axon; synapse; membrane. Gene Ontology annotation, molecular function: calcium-dependent phospholipid binding; calcium ion binding; phosphatidylserine binding. NCBI's taxonomy places the organism in Eukaryota, Metazoa, Echinodermata, Asteroidea, Valvatida, Asterinidae.
UUGACAUGCUAAUUUGUUGCACUUGUUGCACCGCCAAAGACAUGAAAGAGCGUGGUACUUGCUUUUUAUGGCCACAAGUGUGUGUGGUGGAUGCAUGUACGAAUGGGAAACACGCCUUCCUCCAUGGUAUGUCAUGUAUGUGUAAGUCCUAAGGUCAUGAAGGUGGCCCAGCUUUGACUGAGUUUCCUUUGUUAACCUGUUUUAAUAACAGAUUAAUGGCUCCGUCAGCAGCUGACUAUCCAAUGACAGUUCUGCAUGAACAACCUCCACUGGUAUAAUCAGCUCUUCUUUCCUGCACCAGUAAUUUUUAAUGAAAGGAAAAGGCACUUAACGCUUCCAGGCUAGCACACUGUUCACAAAGCAAAUAAUGGUGUAAAUUAGCUGAAACUCAUGUACAUGUGUAUGUACCUGCAUUUUAAACACUUUGGCUACAAAUGCACCAAAGAUUACUACCAGUAGAUUUUCCAAACCUGUACUGGUUUUGCUGAUUACUUUGUGAGCACUUGUAGUUUGCCCAGAACCUCCAUGUAUGCGUACAUGUAUGUGCUUCAUCGAACUUCCAUGUACAUGUACCAAGUCUGCUCUACACAGUUCGGCUUUUGAUAUUUCAUCACUUUUUCAUGGCUGACUUCUCAUCGUGGAGUUAUCACUUUCUCGUGGAAAGUUUGCAAGUUUUUGACUGAUUAUGCUGGAGUAUGAUGGACGGUUCCUGUUGAUCGUGUGACUGGACUAUAUGUACAUAGGUGGAAAACGAGGCGGGGCAACAUGCAAGAAGAACCAGCAAAUUAUGAGGAAGUCCUGAACCAGGUGCUCCUGGUCCUGGUGUCGGCGGCCUUUCUCACGGUGGUCGUCAUGACAACCUUCCUGUGCGGAAUCUGCAACUUCUUCAAGAGGUCCAGCGACGACGACAACGGGUCGGAUUCGGAGCAGAAGCAGCCCAUACUGGGCAUGGAGGAGAACCGGAUGGGUACCAAGAAGCUGGGCCCACGGAGUACUAGCUACACUGACCCGGCCAAGCGCUCACCGUUGAUAUCGUCCAAACAUAAAAACUCGGAGGAACCUCUUGAGGAAGUCUUUGAGCAUUGUAAGGCACCCCCUCGUAAGUCACGGUCCCUCUUGUCCUUUGGUCAUGUUGGUUCACGACAAGCGACAAGUGACGGCAAACUACCUCUGGUGCCGGGUCAAACCACCGUCCAGAAUGUCCAGCCCCCACUAAUGCGACGGUCUCAGUCCACGCCCAUGCCAGCACUGCCUGUCUCCCACCUUCACACAGUCUUUGAACAUUCCGAGGGUAAGAUGGUUGCAGAACCAGUACAGCCAGAUGCUAGGAAGCUUGGCAAGCAGUCCUCAGUCAUGUCUGCUGCCUCUGCUUUCGGUCUGGCCCAGGAAGCGCUCGGGCUCACAGAGAAAUUUGGUAGGAAAUCCAGUAACUCUGCUGCAUGCGGAGACUUAGUCCUGAGGCAGCAGAAUUCGGUCCCUGCGUGUCCGCCAGACGAAGAAGGAGAAUUUGUCGGCAAGCUGCAGUUCAGCAUCAAAUAUGAAUUUACCGAUGAAACACUGGUUGUCAAAAUUAUGAGGGCAACUGAUCUACUAGCCAAAGAUUUUAGUGGUACCAGUGACCCAUUUGUCAAGGUGCUUUUGCUACCCAACAAGAAACAUAAAAUGGAAACUAAAGUCAAGAGGAAAAAGCUGAAUCCAAUCUGGAAUGAGACCUUUCUGUUUGAAGGUUUCCCAUAUAACAAACUCCAAGAGAGAAUCCUGCACUUGGAGGUGUUGGACUACGAUCGCUUCAGCAGGAACGACCCCAUCGGGGAGCUCAACCUCCCAUUGGCGGAGAUUGACCUGACCCAGGAGCUGAUAAUCAACAAGGCGCUCACGCCCAGCACCAAGUCAGCUGGCAAGCUCGGCAAGAUCCUUGUGUCGCUGUGCUUCGCACCCACAGCGGGCAGAAUAACAAUAGUCAUCAUGAAAUGUGAGAACCUGGCUGCGAAGGAUAUUACUGGCAAAUCAGAUCCGUAUGUCAAAGUAUGGCACAUCUUCCAGGAGAAGAAGAUUGAGAAGAAGAAGACCCUGGUCAAGUACAACACACUGAACCCGGUCUUCAACAUCUCCUUCAUGUUCCACGUCACGCUGAACAAGAUCCGCGACACCAGCUUCAUCAUAUCCGUAGUGGACCACGACCGGCUGUCUCGCAACGACACCAUCGGAGGGAUCAUACUGGGUUCCAAGGUCCCCUCAGAGACCAGUCACUGGGCGGAGAUGUUGAACAAACCCAGAACUCCCGUGGCCCAGUGGCAUGUCUUAAAAGACAUGGGCUGAUAUAAUCAAGGAGGUCUUCCUUUUUUGUCCUGUGUAAAUAGUUUGGGUGUAUUUACCUUUUCCAAUUUUGCUGCCCGGUGUUUAUAGCAAACAGGGUAAUAAGGAGGUGCACCGAUAGCUGUCUUCCACUUUUUGCAUGUGUUGUAGAGGAUUGGAUGCAGGGAACCAAUGAAAGCUGGUCACCGUCACACAACACCUUUGUGUGUAAGUGGGUGUGAACGAUGCAUGCAGGGUACCGGCGACAGGUCAAGCACAGCACCAGUUUCCUCAGGAUUAUUUCACACUCUUGUGAAACUGCACCGGUACACAUACCACCUCAGCGACUGAGCUACACCUCAGCGACUGAGGAACACCUCAGCGACUGAGGAACACCUCAGCGACUGAGCUACACCUCAGCGACUGAGCUACACCUCAGCGACUGAGCUACACCUCAGCGACUGAGCUACACCUCAACGACUGAGCUACACCUCAGCGACUGAGCUACACCUCAGCGACUGAGCUACACCUCAGCGACUGAGGUACACCUCAGCGACUGAGCUUCACCUCAGCGACUGAGCUACACCUCAGCGACUGAGCUACACCUCAGCGACUGAGCUUUACCUCAGCGACUGAGCUACACCUCAGCGACUGAGCUUCACCUCAGCGACUGAGUUUCACCUCAGCGACUGAGCUUCACCUCAGCGACUGAGCUACACCUCAGCGACUGAGCUUCACCUCAGCGACUGAGCUUCACCUCAGCGACUGAGCUUCACCUCAGCGACUGAGCUUCACCUCAGCGACUGAGCUUCACCUCAGCGACUGAGCUUCACCUCAGUGACUGAGCUACACCUUCUAAUGUCUUUGCCUUCCAGUCAAGUGUUUAGGUCUUACAGUAAACCUACCAAAAAUGUCUUCCAACUCAUUUUGUAGAACAAUAAAAACAAACAUGGGUUGUUAUAAGUAUAGUAGAACACUGCAACAAUCGUUUUGAAAUCCAAAGACUUUCCCAAUUGGUAGAGAUUUCAAUGGCGUGUAUUAUACACUUCAUAUUGUUCGGUAUGCACUCUUUGCACAGAAUGGCCAUUUUGAAACUAAGGAUGUAAUGUUUAAACGCUUUAA